Scleropages formosus (Asian bonytongue) is the source of this 1167-nucleotide messenger RNA. RefSeq names its product nucleolar protein 12 (gene nol12). Bases 64 to 735 code for a protein of 223 amino acids. Gene Ontology annotation, cellular component: nucleolus. The transcript is spliced from 6 exons. Gene Ontology annotation, molecular function: rRNA binding. NCBI's taxonomy places the organism in Eukaryota, Metazoa, Chordata, Actinopteri, Osteoglossiformes, Osteoglossidae. The record is from RefSeq and is a predicted model, not a curated record.
AGUGAGUGGUUCCCAAACAGAACUGCACGUGGAAAUUUUCGGGGAAUCGCUUGUUAUACAAGAAUGGCAAAAAAGGGCAAAUCAAAACCGGGAGGAAAGAGGAGGGAAAAUAAGUGCAUUGUUACGUUCAACGAAUCGUCUCGAAAUGAAUUUCUUACAGGAUUCCACAAGCGGAAGAUGGAGAGGAGGAAAGCAGCGGUGGAGGAGAUCAAGAACAAGCUGAAGGAGGAACAGAAGAAAGUUAGAGAGGAGAGACAUAAGGAGUAUAUGAAGAUGCUUAAGGAAAGAAAGGAAGCUCUUGAAGAGGCAGAUGAGUUGGAGGAUGCGAUAACUAGCACAACAGAGUCAUUACAGUAUGAUUACCCAAAUCACACUGUCACCGUGACAACCAUCAAUGACCUUGACCUUACAGGGGCUAGUCGCUUGGAACCAGUUGACACUCAGGCAACAGAUGACAGUGAAGAUGAGAAGAAUGAGGAAGUGAGCACAGUGCCAAAGAAAGCUGGAGAGCCAAUUAUAUCCAAAAAAUUAUCUGCACUGACCGCUUCCCUCCACGCUCGUACCAAACAAUGGAAGAAAAAAGGGACGAAGUGGGAGAAGGGGCAGGGGAGGACAGGAAGGGGUAGGGCGCCUGACGGGAAGUCUGGUGCCACUGAGAGGAAAUCAAGACUGGGGAGGACGAGCAAGAGACAGAGACGCAGGCAAACGGGGAAGAAGAUUCAUCAGCAGGAAUGAAAGUGGAGGUGGUCUUAUGUGGGUUUUCAGUUUAUGUUGGUUCAAGUUCCAGAGCAGUUGUGAAUUGCCGUUUAGGUACUGACAUGGGAAAGAAGAUUGUCACUUCAGAGCCAAGUUGCCUAAAAAUAUUGCCGGUUGUAUAUGAUCAGUCCUGCAUCUGGAUUGAAUGAUUGUCUUUGGCCACCUCAUAACAGUCCUCUUAAUAAAACAAGUGUAUGGGAACAUUUGGUCCAGCCUGACCAUACUGAUGUGGUAUAAUGUAAAGCUUUUUGUCUCUGUGGUGGUUUCUCUCUUUUGUAACUUUUUACUCAAUGUUUUGUAUACAUAUGAACAUCCAACAUUAAAUAAAAACAAGAUCGGUCUUCAGCUAAAUUGAAUCUAUUAGUGGAGCAUGAGAUAUCUUAAGCUGAAAAAAGAUGAUGUAAUGAUGUG